Messenger RNA from Centropristis striata (black sea bass), 1367 nucleotides. Its product is annotated as methionine-R-sulfoxide reductase B1-A-like. The record is from RefSeq and is a predicted model, not a curated record. The transcript is spliced from 4 exons. Lineage: Eukaryota; Metazoa; Chordata; Actinopteri; Perciformes; Serranidae. Gene Ontology annotation, molecular function: peptide-methionine (R)-S-oxide reductase activity.
AUGUUAGAACUGUUCCAGAGAAAACUUUAAACUGCGCGCAGAAGAAGAAGAAGGAGGAAUCCGCCAUAAAACAACACAAAGAAGAAGAAGAAGAAGGAGGAAUGUCGUUUUGUAGUUUUCUCGGUGGAGAGAAGUUUAAAGACCACUUUAAACCAGGGAUUUAUGUCUGCUCCAAGUGUGACCACCAGCUGUUCAACAGCCACUCCAAGUACGAACACUCGUCUCCGUGGCCGGCCUUCACAGAGACCGUCCAGGAGGACAGUGUGUCCAAACAUGAGGAGAGACCUGGGGCGUAUAAGGUGCGAUGUGGGAAAUGUGGAAAUGGAUUAGGUCAUGAGUUUGUGAAUGACGGGCCGGCCAAAGGACUAUCUCGCUUCUGAAUAUUCAGCAGCUCACUGAAGUUCAUCCCUAAAGAUAAGGUUGAUGGACAGUAAGGUGAGCCGUUAGAGGGAAUCGCUGCUUGGAGUUUCUCUGCGCGGCUGAAGGUGUGAACAGUGGAUGAAGAGUUCUGGGAUAAAGCCCGAUCUGGGAGCACCAGAGCUCUGAUGAAUGAUGAACACACCGGACAGCAGCGACAGACGAAUCGACGCUUUUUUACUAUGCAAUCAUCGACAUCUCAGGAUAGCCUCACUGAUUACACAAUCACUUUAUCGCCCACAUUAACCCUUUGAUACACAACAUGGGUCCAAAAUGACCCUCAUUCAUUCCCUUCAUGUUAUUUAAUGCUGCUGUGUGUUUCUGUGCUCUAUCUUUUGACAUCAACUUAUUUUAGGAUUGAAUAUUCCAAGUAUUCUUUAAAUAUUUUGUUUUUGAUAACAACAGAUCAUUAUUUCCAUUUUUCCUCUCAUACUUUAUGAAGAAAAACAGUUUUUGUGUUAUUACAUAGCUAACUACUUGGUUAAGUAGCUUGAUAAGCUAACUAUUCAGCCAAGAAGUUAGCUAAGUAGUUAGCUUAGCAAGCUACUUAGCUAAAUACUUAGCCAAGAAGUUAGCUAAGUAGUUAGCUUAGCAAGCUACUCAGCUAAAUACUUAGCCAAGAAAUUAGCUAAGUAGUUGGGCUUAGCAAGCUACUUAGCUAAAUACUUAACCAAGAAGUUAGCUAAGUAGUUAGCUUAGCAAGCUACUCAGCUAAAUACUUAGCCAAGAAAUUAGCUAAGUAGUUAGCUUAGCAAGCUACUUAGCUAAAUACUUAGCCAAGAAGUUAGCUUAGACAGCUACUUAGCUAAAAAAUGGAUAUGGGUCAUUUUUGACCCAUGUUUUGCAUUAGAAGAGUAGUGACACAAAAAGUGAUUUUAUUAAAAAAUGAAUAAAAGAAAACAUAAAAAUUAGGAUGUAUGAUGAUCAAAAACAAACCAAUUGAGGAAAAC